Molecule: messenger RNA, 3910 nt
Organism: Oncorhynchus nerka (sockeye salmon)
Lineage: Eukaryota; Metazoa; Chordata; Actinopteri; Salmoniformes; Salmonidae
Product: mitogen-activated protein kinase 4-like
Exons: 7
Coding region: 840-2660 (606 amino acids)
Biological process (GO): protein phosphorylation; intracellular signal transduction
Cellular component (GO): nucleus; cytoplasm
Molecular function (GO): ATP binding; MAP kinase activity
Source: RefSeq, a predicted model, not a curated record
GUCAUACCGGGGGGCGCCGUGGUGGAGUUUGUGUUUUAGAAGAGGUUGCAACGCUCGGUGUGGGAAGUAUCGAAAGGAAGAGAGCAGCACUCAAUAAUUCAUAGUGUAGCCUUCACCAGCCUGUGCGCAGACUACCGGAACAGGUAUCAUAUUCCUAAAUAAAUACUUUUUUGCAAUUAGCGGAUACCUACAGUAACCACAAUCUUGGGCACAGUCCCGCUGACCGAUUCCAUACUUUCUUUUCGACAGUCAAAUAGACUAGGAUUAUUGUCGAAAACACGCAUAGAUUAUUUUUUCCCCCUUCCCAUCUCUUGCGACAGUCUGCGAUGUUCAUCCUAGCAUAUGCUGUGUGAAGCAGCAGGUGGCAAUGGUGGCAAACGGCAGUAUCCAGAGUCCAGGGGCAGGCAGGGCCAGGCUACAGCUCUAGCCACAGGCUGAGGGAUUCCAUGGACACUCAUUAACUCAAUGCCACAAAACCGGGAUUGAGUGGGAAGUUUGGGAAUAUCGGCCAGGGGAGGACUGAGUGGGCGGGUCACUAACUGACUGAUAGACUGCUAUGGAAGGAGCGAGAUCCACUAGAAUCUCUGUGAAUGUAACUCUCGGCUCAUUUCCCCAGGGGGAGUUGAGCUGGGAUCGCUCAGCUAGGAUUAGAAACCAGUGCCGAGUGUCUGCCUCUGUCAUCCCGUGCUUCUAUCUGUAGCAGGCACAGUUGGGGCGUUGCUAUGGCAACACUUGCCCUGCACCGGGGUGUAGAGUUGUCUCAUCACUUGCUCUACUAUCUCUGAUACCUGAGAUUUUUUUACCUCGUCAUGCAAUAACUGGUGGAGGUCACAGGAGCCAUGGCCAAACAGGACUCCCCACUGUUCCUCCACGGCUUUGACCUGGGGGAUAUCUUCAUAGACCCCCAGCCCCUGGGCAGCGGGACCACUGGUCUGGUUCUGUCCGCUGUGGACAAGCGCAGCGGCCAACGGGUGGCUGUGAAGAAGCUGGUGAUGCGUGACGUGGUCAGCGUGAAGCACGCCCUGCGGGAGGUCAAGAUCACGCGGCGCCUGCAGCACGAGAACGUGGUGCGCGUGCACGAGGUGUUGGGCCCCUAUGGCCGCCCGCUUCAUCGCGACCCAGCCCAGCUGAGCGCCCUGUACAUCGUCCAGGAGUGCAUGGAGAUGGACCUAGCUCACCUGCUGGAGCAGGGGCCACUUCCUAGCGGGCACACCACUCUGCUCUUCUACCAGCUCCUUCGAGGACUUAAGUUCAUCCACUCAGCCAACGUGCUGCACCGCGACCUCAAACCAGCCAACAUCUUCCUCAACACAGACCAGUUACUGCUCAAGAUCGGCGACUUUGGCCUGGCCAGAAUCGUUGACCCACACUACUCCCAUAAGGGCUACCUGUCAGAGGGCUUGGUGACUAAAUGGUAUCGGUCUCCACGCCUGUUGCUCUCUCCCAACAACUACACCAAGGCCAUUGAUAUGUGGUCAGCUGGCUGCAUCCUCGCAGAGAUGCUAACAGGACGCAUGCUCUUUGCAGGAGCCCAUGAACUGGAACAGAUGCAGCUGAUCCUGGACACGGUGCCUGUGUUGAGGGAAGAGGACCGCCUGGACCUUCUGCAGGUCAUGCCCACUUAUGUCAGCCAUGGCUGGAAGAUCAAGAGGUCAUUUAGGGAGCUGAUCCCUGAGGUGGAGGUGGAGGCGGAUGCCAUUGAUUUUCUGGAGCGUAUCUUGACCUUUAACCCCAUGGACCGGCUGACGGCAGAAGCGGCCCUGUCUCAUCCCUUCCUGCAGCAGUACUCAUUUCCUCAGGACGAGCCCAUGUCGCCCCAGCCCUUCCGCAUAGAGGACGAGCUGGAUGAUAGCCUAAUCACGGAGCCUGGCCACAGUCACAGCCAGGCCUUUAGCUCUCAUUGGGACAGGUAUGAGACCAGCCUGUCAUCAGACUUGUGCUGGCAGCAGCAGGGUGGGUGUCAGUGCUUGCCUGGGGUCUCGGAGGUGGUUGACCCAGAGGAGGAGGAGGUCCUGAGGGAUCCCAAGGCAGGCUCUAACCCCUUGUUGGAGGAGGCCCAGGUGGACCCUCGCAAGUAUUCCCACAGCAGCUCCGCCGAACGCUUCCUGGACCACUCCCACUCCUCUCUGGAGCGUGCUUGUGGGGGCGGGGCCUAUACUGAGCUGGACUGUGACCAUUCCUGUGACUACAAAGUGGGCUCUCCUUCCUAUCUCGAUAAGAUUGCGUGGAGGGAAGACAAACCGCAGCACUACUCCGAACCCAAACUGAUCCUAGACCUGUCUCACUGGAAGAGGAACAGACAGGUGCCUGAGCCUAGAGGGGCCAGUUUGGAGGAGCUGCCUGUCGAGGAGCCGCCUGGGGACCUGUUCCAGGAGAUAUCUCGGUGGGUGGAGAGCACUCAGUCUCUCCUCCACUCUCCCAGCCUGCCCCAGGAACCCCUGCCCUACUCCAGUUCACCCCCGCUGCCCCUCUCUCCCACUUCCCUCCCCGCUCCCCUCUUCCACUGCUGUUCGCCGGCCGUACGGCCCUCAGCUGGACUGGACGAGGACGAAACACUCAGCCCAUCUGCCUCAUCCCGCUCUCCUCCCUCUCUGUUGCCCUCUUCUCCUCCGAUUCCUUCGCCAAUCCAUGAGCGCCUCCACAGUAAGAUAUCUGUCUAGCUUUUGCACACCCAUGUUCUCAUGGCAGGGAGAUAUAAACAGAACAGUGACAACACUGUAGUCAGCCUGUAGCUGAUUAUCAUCACCAAGCUGACGUCAGAAAGCCUUCGGAAUAGUCAUGCACAGGGAGCAACAGCUAAAAGGUCACACACUCAUCAAGCACUCUAAACUCCGUGGUAGGGUCCCAAACUACACCCUAUUAUUCCCUAUUACCUUUUGACCAAAGCCCUUUGGGGAUUAAAGGCUCGGUAUGGUGAAAAAUGGGAAUUGUCUGUGUUUUAUAUAUAUUUCUACAAUAUGAGGUUGGAAUAAUACUGUGAAAUUGUGAACAUUAUGAUGAUGCUCUUUUAGGGUAAGAGCAGUUUGAAAAGACCACCUGAAAGAGUUGCAAACCUCUCUGCCAAUAACAGCUAGUUUCCAGUUUUCCCCUCCCCACUACCAGACAGUCUAGCACAAUUCUUGCUAAGAAGCUACCUUUGUUUGUUUUCAAUUAAAAAUGGUCAGAAAAUAAAUCACAGUAAGGACCCUUAAUUGUUACCCAUAAAUGAUUUGAUAUUGAGAUAAACAUGGCUGCAUUGGACCUUUGUAAGGUUCCGUUUGGGACAUAGCCCUCGUCUCCUGCUUUUUACCAUUGUUCCUACUAGUCAAUGACGGCGAACGUUCCAAAAUGUCACAAUGAUAUUAUACUCUUGAGUCAUGAGCAAUUCAUCUCAUUGCACAAUAUCACCUGGCACCAUAGUCAAGUCUGGAAAUUGCAGGGUGCAAACUGUUUUCAGAGCAGUGCAUUGUCAUUUUAACAUACAAAAAAAAAGCACAUUGGACAGACACUGCCAGGGACCAGGUUCUUAAAGGCCAACUAGGCUUCAUGUGCAGUGUCAGAUGUUAUCUGGGCAAGUCCAUGUUAUUUUAUUGGUAAAAUAGGAGUCCGCAAUAAUAUCAGAAAUAUCUUAUUAGAUCCAAUGUGCUUGUUGAGACGGAAUUAUGUUCCUUUUAGUCUGGGAGUCGGGUUAUGAAUGUGCCUCAGAAUAGGCCUACAGGCUUUUGCACACCCAAAUAGGCCUAGGCUUCCAGCUCGCUGAAUGUAAAUAGUUUUGCAUGGCUUGAUCCUUGAUGAAAACUAUCAAAUUAUUUUAACUAUCUUUAUUUGAGGAUGUUUUGGUUGUAUCACAUAUGGUAGAAUCUGCAGCUUUCACAGCUGAAAUCAAUUUACACGAUCCCUUUUGCAGUUCCUCUUUUGCUGAUCAACUAAA